Ochotona princeps (American pika) is the source of this 994-nucleotide messenger RNA. RefSeq names its product regulator of G protein signaling 18 (gene RGS18). NCBI's taxonomy places the organism in Eukaryota, Metazoa, Chordata, Mammalia, Lagomorpha, Ochotonidae. The transcript is spliced from 5 exons. The record is from RefSeq and is a predicted model, not a curated record. Bases 173 to 880 code for a protein of 235 amino acids.
CCGUUAGUGCAGACACAGGGACUCAGCUUUUCUUUUCUUUUUCUUUGUGUGCCUGUCUCAAAAUGUUGAGCUAACCUAAUUAAUUCUACUGCGUUAAACUACGGAAUAAUGUUAGCAAGUGCAGCUGAGAGAAUGUAGGAAAUUAGAAGUCUCUUCACUUUGGAGAAAGAAUAUGGAAACAUCAUUGGUUUUCUUUUCUCCACUGAAUAUGUGUGAAUCCAAAGAGAAGGCUUUUUUCAAGUUAUUGCAUGGUUCAGGAAAAGAAGGAACAAGCAAAGAAACCAAAAUCAGAGCUAAGGACAAAAGAAACAGGCUGAGUCUUCUGGUGCAGAAAACAGAGUUCCACGCAGACAGCCACCCCAAGAGACUAGGACACCUGGGCAAAGAUGCAAGAGUUCCCCCAGAAGAAGCAAAGAAAUGGGGUGAAUCAUUUGACCAGCUGCUUUCCCAUAGAGAUGGAUUAGAAGCUUUCACGAGAUUUCUUAAAAAUGAAUUCAGUGAAGAAAACAUUGAAUUUUGGAUAGCUUGUGAAGAUUUCAAAAAAAUCAAGGAACCUCAACAAAUCGCUCUUACAGCAAAAGCCAUGUGUGAGAAAUUCAUACAGAAUGAUGCGCCGCAAGAGGUUAACCUUGAUUUUCACACCAAAGAAGCCAUUUCCCAGAGCAUCGUCCAGCCCACCCUCCACAGUUUUGAUGCUGCACAGAGUAGAGUGUAUCAGCUCAUGGAACAAGACAGUUACACACGAUUUUUGAAAUCUGACAUCUAUUUAAGCUUGCUAGAAGGAAGACCUCGGAGAUCGACAAAUCUUAGACGACGAUCACGCUCGUUUACAUGCAGCGAAUUUCAAGACGUAAAAUCAGAUGUUGACAUUUGGUUAUAAAGAAAAUUGAUUUUGCUAUUUUGAUGACAAGCUUACAUGCAUCUAUUUCAAAGAUGUAACCUGUUUGUGCUAAGAAAUGAUUGUGUCUAAGAUAAGAGACAGGAUUUAAAAAUG